Scophthalmus maximus (turbot) is the source of this 2634-nucleotide messenger RNA. It is a transcript of the gene myf5, whose product is annotated as myogenic factor 5. Gene Ontology annotation, molecular function: protein dimerization activity; RNA polymerase II cis-regulatory region sequence-specific DNA binding; DNA-binding transcription factor activity, RNA polymerase II-specific. NCBI's taxonomy places the organism in Eukaryota, Metazoa, Chordata, Actinopteri, Pleuronectiformes, Scophthalmidae. The transcript has 3 exons. The coding region runs from base 1371 to 2264 and encodes 297 amino acids. Gene Ontology annotation, biological process: muscle organ development; positive regulation of myoblast differentiation; regulation of transcription by RNA polymerase II. The record is from RefSeq and is a predicted model, not a curated record.
ACACAAUCACCAUCCAAACCGACGUCGCGCUGCAGAGACCAAAUUCAAAUUCUGACAACUUCUUGUCUGCUGCAAAAUAUUGAGACACACAACUCACUCCAGGGUAUGAUGUCACCAACAUCAACUGGGCAGAGAACAUAAAGAAAACCGAAUCAGUCGACAAGUUUAAUUUGUCUGAAACUUUUUUGAUUUACAGUUAAAAAAAAAUUUAAUAUGAAGAAUUUUUGUUUUACUUUUGUAAAAAGGAUGAAAAAAAAAUGAACAGCAUUAAAUUCCUCAUAUGUUAACUAUAGGGCUGCAACUAGCUGCUAUUUUAAUUUUCAUUAUCAGUUAAUCUGUCGAUCAUUUUCUCGUUUAAUCGAUUAGUUGUUUGGUCCAUAAAAUCACAACCGUGUUUCCCAAAAACUCCAACACCAAAGAUAUUUAGUUUACUGUCACUGUUUAAAUAAUCACAUUUAAGAAAGCUGAUUAUUCUCAGCUUAUUCUCCCCAUAAAAACAACUUAAUCCGACUAGUCGAUGAUCAAAGAAGUCGCCGAUUAAUUCAGUGUUCGAUUUCCUAAUCGAUGAACUGCUGCAGCUCUAUUCCAAAGCCCCCCCCCCUCUAAAUGUUUUUCUGAACCCCUGCACCACAGCGACCAUCUGCUGCGUGUUGAAUUGAGAGCACUUGACUUGUGUCAAUAACUUUUAACGGUCAAAAUUUGGCUCCUCCGAGGCAGAACGCCUCUAAUGAGCCUCUCUGGCAAACAGGGGAUCGCUGGCGGCACCUUCCAGGGACGAGGCCCCGAGGUGUUGGUGCUGGUGGUGGCUUUGCCGCCGCGAUGUGAAUUUUCCGCCGGGCUUGAAAUGUUACACCUUCCCUCUGCAGCUGGGCUGCAUCUGCAACGCUGUCGUCUCCACCGUAAAAAUUGGGCCUGCGUGCUCCCAACAAGUGGUCGCCCUCCUUUUUCCUCCCCCCCCCGCACGGUUUGACCAAACAUAAACACGUCUCUCUUUGAUAUUUAUGUCUUCAUAGCAAAUUGUCCCCCCCCCCGUGACGCGGGAUGAAUCAAGCAGAGAAUGAAUGUGCACUUUAUGACGAUUUAACAAAAAGAAAAAAAAGGGGUCAUGUCGUGUUCGCCCAGCGCCCCUGAAAACAUUCCCGUGCCGCGGAUUCACUCGUGGCCUUGCAGGACGAGCGAGGGGGGGGGCUGUUGGGGAGGAGAAGGGUGGUGAUGAGUGGGAAAACACCCGUGAGUGCAGAUGUGGGAAUCUCCGCAGGGUACUGAGGGGGUGAGAGGCAGCGGUUUGGGGAUGGGGCAGGGAGGGAGUCGAGCUAACCCCAGCCUGCCUUCUGGCUGGGCCAAUGGGCCAUGGUAAUUAGAGCUGGCCAAUGUGGGCCCUGGGCUCUGGCCUGGGGGCAUAUAAGGGGGGCCUGGGGCAACAGACCCCUCAUAUCACUCAGAGGUCUCCUCUCUCUCACCCCGCUCGCUCCUCCACCCUGCGUCCUUCCCCUCCUCUCUUCCUGCGCCCGCCACACUCCGUUUUCCUCCGACAGGCCAUGGACGUCUUCUCCCCGUCCCAGGUCUACUACGACAGGGCGUGCGCCUCGUCCCCGGACAGCCUGGAGUUCGGCGGCGGCAUGGAGCUCGACGGCUCCGACGAGGACGAACACGUCCGGGUGCCCGGCUCCUCGCCGCACCAGCCGGGCCACUGCCUGCAGUGGGCCUGCAAGGCCUGCAAGCGCAAGUCCAGCUUCGUGGACCGCCGGCGGGCCGCCACCAUGCGCGAGCGCCGGCGGCUGAAGAAGGUCAACCACGCGUUCGAGGCGCUGCGCCGCUGCACCUCGGCCAACCCCAGCCAGCGGCUGCCCAAGGUGGAGAUCCUGCGCAACGCCAUCCAGUACAUCGAGAGCCUGCAGGACUUGCUACAGGAGCAGGUGGAGAACUACUACGGCCUUCCCGGGGAGAGCAGCUCCGAGCCUGGGAGCCCGCUCUCCAGCUGCUCUGACGGCAUGGCCGGCAGCAGCAGUCCACUGUGGCAACAUCUGAACGCAAACUACAGCAGCAGCUAUUCGUACGCAAAGAAUGACAGUGUGGGCGACAGAGCGGCCGGCGCCUCCAGCCUCCAGUGUCUCUCCAGCAUCGUGGACCGCCUCUCCGCCGCGGAGUCCGGCUGCGGGCCGGCCGCCCUGAGGGACGCGGCCACCUUCUCCCCCGGCAGCGCCGACUCGCAGCCCCGCACGCCGGAGAGCCCCGGCUCCCGGCCCGUGUACCACGUCCUCUGAAGGAGCCAUCUCCCGUAUGCCACGGGCGGGCUCGCCGCGCCGCCGACGAGGCGGCUGCAUUUGCAACGAGAAGAGAUUAAGAACUGAUUUUUUUUUUCUUUUUUCGUUGGUGCCGUAAACGUGGACGGAAGACGCAGCAGGAUCCCGACGACCCUCUGUGGCAAGAAGGCUUUUAAUCUUGUACAUGAGACUGUAAAUAUGUAAUGUAAAUUGCCCCAUUUAUUCUAUACACGCUGUUGUAACCGCCGAGACAUAUUUAAUUAUAAAAUUGUAAUGUUGCAUUAUCCCGACACUAAGUGGUAUUUAUGCAGUUAUUUCGUAUACUUUUUUUUCAUGUUGUCGUGAGCAUUAAAUCUUUCAUUGCUACGUA